Molecule: messenger RNA, 738 nt
Organism: Saxophila tyrrhenica
Lineage: Eukaryota; Fungi; Ascomycota; Dothideomycetes; Mycosphaerellales; Extremaceae
Exons: 2
Coding region: 1-738 (245 amino acids)
Molecular function (GO): acyltransferase activity, transferring groups other than amino-acyl groups
Source: RefSeq, a predicted model, not a curated record
AUGGACCCCGCCGACGCCGAACCCACCCCCGCCCUCCCCGAAGACCCCCUCGCCAACGUCCCCGAACUCCACACCUACCUCACCGCCGACCCCGCCGAGCGCACCGCGGCUCUCAAGCUCGUCGCGGACAGCAUCGCGCAGAUGCGGCAGACCGCUAAUAAUAGCCUGAUUUUCCACCCGUUGAACCUCGCGCUCUUCGUUGGUGUCCUGGCGGUGAUAAUCCGGUACAUGAUCAACGCUGGGCACGAACCGUUCAUCGUCGGCACCACGUGCACGGGACUCUUGUGCAUUGAACUGGUGCUGAUACGGUUCUUGACACAAGAUUAUCUCCUAGCGGCGGAGGAGAUCAAUUGGGCGUGGUUGGGGGAUGCGGAUAUGAUAGUGACGAAAUUCGGCGACGAGGUAAUUGGGACGGUGGUGGUGGAGUGGGUUAGUGGGGAGGCGAGGGGGAAGAGGAAGAAGGCGUGGAAGGGGGAGAUAAAGGCGUGGACGGUGCGGUUGCGGUAUAGGAGGAAGGGCGUGGGGAGAGCGUUGUUGGAGGAGGCGGUGAAGGAGUCAAGGAAGAAGGGGGCGGAGGGGAUUGAGUUUCAGGAGGGGCAUGCUAAUUCAAAGCGUGUGCUCCCAGUGUUCUACAGCGGGAAAUUCGACAAGGGAGACAGGAAGGCACGGGAGAAGCUGCAGGACCUGCUGGGGAGUAGUCCCACGAAGACUAGAAGAAAGAGGGGCAGCAGCGGAUAG